This is a messenger RNA of Cherax quadricarinatus, 3268 nucleotides long. The record is from RefSeq and is a predicted model, not a curated record. NCBI's taxonomy places the organism in Eukaryota, Metazoa, Arthropoda, Malacostraca, Decapoda, Parastacidae.
ACGUACUGUAUUGCAUUUUCAGAUGGCACCUAGUUUGAUGUUACCAAAAUUGCCAAUGACACCAUUUCGUGUAAUGGCAUUGGUCUUAGGUGUGGCAGCAGUUUGUCUCAUCUUUUCUGCUCUGACCACCUCUGGACGAGAGCAGAAAUUAGGGAAAGUCUUUGAUCAAAUUUCAAAGCCAUAUAAGCGUGACACCAGUGGCAGAACGAUGGCUGAACCCAGCUUCUGGCGUAACUUUGAUUUCACUUCUGAGAAGAUUCCAUCUCAAGUUACUAAUGCUGCCCCAUUGGUCAAAGUCACCAACAACACAAUUAAUAUAAUGGGGUCAAAUACUUUCUAUCGCGAGGCUCAGCCUCCAGAAGGUGUGGCUAGUAGCGGUGAGGUGGUAGUGCUCUUACAUGGUGCAGCAUUUCAAUCGAAAACAUGGCUUGACCUCAACACCAUUAACCUCCUGGCAGCUAUGGGACAUCACAUUAUUGCUGUUGACUUACCAGGGUUUGGGAAGACCCAAAGUGCACAGAUAGAUGAGCCAGCUGAUUAUCUGCACACUUUUAUGACCAGCUUAAGGAUUACUCAGGUUAUACUGGUGUCACCCUCAAUGAGCGGUAGGUUCUCCAUCCCAUUCAUCAUGAAGUAUCCUGAAGAUCUUGGUGGAUAUGUGCCAGUUGCACCUGUCUCUACUAGCCUCAUUGUUCCAGAUGCCUCCAAAUUAAGUGUUCCUACACUCAUUAUCUCUGGAGAGAAGGACCAAGGACUUGGGCAUACAUCUCGUGAUGACUUGUUGAACAUUCCCUCGUCUCAGCAUGUAGAAAUACCUGGAGCAAAACACCCAGCUUACCUUGAUGAUCCCAUUUUAUUCCACACACUCUUGUACAACUUUAUCAACCAAGUUCAUGCCCACAGAGCAAUAGCAUAAUGUAUUAUCCAGGGAAUGUUAUGAAUAUUUGACAAUGAUUACCAUCUUUAGUGUAAAUAACAGUUGCUACAAAAUAUUUUAGCAAUUUAAUGGUUAUUAAUUUCAAAUUUAUUACAAAAAUAGACCUAGGAUAACUUAAUUUUUGUUUUAAUAUUUUAUUAAUAGCCUAAUGUGUAAAUUUAUUUGCACAAUGGUACUAUUCAAACAAAACUUUAACGGAAAUAUGUAGGCAUCAAAGUAAUGUACACAUGAACAUGCUUAACUUUUUUCCAACCAUUAGACCAUACUCUCUUGAGCUGGACAAUUCAAUAUAUACUUUAGAAUGAACAGAAUGCUCUCCAGUGACAGGUAAUAUUUUGUGAAGGGAUUCAGGGAAACUGAUUAACAGGACUUGAGUUCUGACACCUCUGGCAAAACAAUAAUAGUGUGAAGGAUGGCAAGUUUUUUCUUUCUUUUGGGUCACCCUGCCUCAGUGUGAGACGUCCAGCAUGCUAAAAAAAAAAAAUAGUGGAAAGUGCCAAACCCAUAGGGGUCAUAGUGUGCCUGGGGAAUGGGAGAUAGUCAGGUACAAUCCAAGACAGAGAAUACAUCCAAUGAAUUGGAGUACGAGCCCCUCCCUGGUAUCGGGAAUCCAUCUUGAGGGAAACAAGCAGCUCUGUAUGACCCUUGUGGGUUUAGCACUUAGUUUUUAUUAUAAUUAUAAUUGACGGAAACAAAACUAUUAAAACAUUACCCAUGUAUCAUAAGCAUGUGAAGUUAAAAGAAAAUGAGUUUGUAUUUUGUAGCCUGGCAUUUCAAAAUGGUUAUAUAACAGGAGCUUCUCAAACAACCCUCACCUUCCUCUUGCUUUAAUUAUUUUUAUAAUCAGAGAAAGCACUAAACUGACAAGGGUCUCCUCUUGCUUUAAGUUCUUGAUUCCUAAGUAACCAACAUGCUCAAAUAUAUGUAUUGAUGGUUCUGACAAUCUAUGCAAACACUUAAGAAGCCUUUCCACGUACUCCAACAGCUUAUUUUGAAUACCUCUAGCAACAGAUCGGAGUAUGUCUAGCUCUUCUAAAAUUACUAAGUUUUAUGGCAUGCAUAUCAGUGCUGUAUGACCCUAAGUUGGUUUAGUAUGCAUAUGUCUGUAGUGGAGGGAAGAAGUGGUAGGGAUUGUCCUAGGAAAGGAUGGAGGGGGUAAAAGAGGUUUUGUGUGAAAGGGGCUUGGACAUACAACAGGCAUGUGUGAGCGUGUUAGAUAGGAGUGAAUAGAGAUGAAUGAUUUUUGGGACCUGGCGAGCUUUUGGAGUGUGAAUAGGGUAGUAUUUUAUGACGGGAUUCGGAGAAGGAGGUUAGCCAGACUCGAGACCUGGAGGUACAGUGCGUGCACUUUAAAGGAGAGGUUUGGGAUAUUGGCUGUUUGGGGUGACAUCUAAACUUGUAUCUGGGUGCCUCUGCAAAGAAUGUUGAAAAUAAUUUUUUUCUGUUUUGGGUCACCUUGCCUCGGUGGGAGAUGGACAACGUUGAAAAAAAAAAAAGAAAAAUGUUUAUUUAUAAACAGUAGUCAUCUGUAGUCUUGCCAGCAUCAACUAACAUUUCUGUUUACAGAAUGUGUGUGUCCUCAAGACUUGCAAAAAAAAAAAAAAAAAAAAAAAAAAAAAUGUAUCAAAGUUUAUUAAAACAAUUACUUACAUGCACACUUAUCUAAACCUUAAAUGUUAAAACCUGUCUUGAAUAUCCCACUUUGUUGUCUCGAGUAAUGCUUUUCAUACCACUGCAGAUCCUGCCACUAUCAUCUCUUGGAAUUGUUGGCUGGGGUAAAAUGUAGUGCGCCUAUUGAAGCUGGGAUAAAAAUAAAACACGCUACUUCAGUAGCUUUCUAAACAAUACUGAUGGCUGUCUAUUAGUCUACCCAGUCCAUACUUAGCAGCCAUGCAUAUUCAUGUCGUAAGCAGCACAAAAGCUCUCCUCAUUAUGCAAACCUCUAAAAGAGGUUAUUGUAGGGUACAGGUGGUUCCAAGCACACAUUUUCCCACUUCAUCCUCACUCCCUAAGAGAAAUUACUCUGAGAGCAUCAAGUCAGUAGGGAUGACUAUACAGCGAACAAUAUUGGUGAAAAAAAAAUGCAUAGAGGAAUGUUAUUGAAAUGUUUCACCUGUGGAACAAGCUUCUUCAGUGCAGGUAAAGCAUCUCACUAGUUCCUGUCUGCAGGUGUGCAUGUUUUCAUCACCUAUUGGCUUUGAGCCAUUUGUCUUCAGUAUGCAAUAUUGUUAAACUAGUAAAAAAGUAAUUUCACUGAUAUAUAUUUGUGUAUUGCACAUUAUAUUUUAUGUGAUUUCUAUGUAAGAUGAUUUGAAAUAAACCUUUUUUAAA